UUCUUCUUUUAAUUUUUUAACUUCUAUUUUCACUGCUUAGAAACGAGAUCGUUUUGUUUGUUUUUCUCCAAUCUCUUUUCCAUGUCUGUCCUCUAUACUCUUCCACUUGAAAAGAAACUCGAUUCGUUUGGAACAAAUCCAGACAGCAAAACUGAAACAGAGAUGGGAUUGGGGAGAAAUGACUCACCCGGGUCAGGCGACCCAGGGCGAAGUGGGGAAUCGGAGCCCUCCACCACGACGGAACCACGACGAUUCCCUCUGGCAGCUCAGCCAGAGAUAAUGAGAGCAGCGGAGAAAGACGACCAAUACGCUUCCUUCGUAUACGACGCCUGUCGCGACGCCUUUCGCCACCUCUUCGGUACGAGAGUUGCUGUGGCUUAUCAGAAUGAGACAAAACUUCUGGGGCAGAUGCUUUACUAUGUUUUAACCACUGGUUCUGGACAGCAAACACUAGGAGAAGAAUACUGUGACAUCACUCAGGUUGCAGGACCCCAUGGCCUUUCCCCAACACCAGCUAGACGUGCUCUUUUCAUCGUGUAUCAGACUGCGGUCCCUUAUAUUGCAGAAAGAAUUAGCUCUCGGAUUGCAUCCCGUGGUAUAACCCUUGCUGAGUUACAGUCUGAUGAGUUCUACAGUAACAAUGCUUCUGAUAGGAAUCAAGUAGAGUCAUCCACGGGGAUUGAAAUUUCAUUAUCCCCAGAAUCAAGGGAUUCAGUUUCUGCACUGUCGAGGUUGAAAGAGAAACUUAAUGGAAUGUGGUUGCAUGCAGUUCAGAGAUGGCCAGCAGUGCUGCCUAUAGCUCGUGAAGUCUUGCAAUUGCUUCUACGUGCUAACCUCAUGUUCUUCUACUUUGAAGGUCUCUAUUAUCAUAUAUCAAAACGUGCAGCUGGCAUUCGCUAUGUGUUCAUUGGGAAGCCAUCAAAUCAAAGGCCCAGGUACCAAAUCCUGGGUGUGUUCCUUUUAAUUCAGCUAUGUAUCCUUGCUGCUGAAGGUCUGAGACGCAGCAACUUAUCUUCAAUUGCAAGUUCAAUUCAUCAGACCUCAUUAGGGUCCCAUCAAAAUACAACAGGACGAGGUUUGCCUGUUUUAAAUGAAGAAGGCAUCUUGAUACCCGUAGAGGCUGACCAGGGCAGUUGGGUUGGCGAAUCAACUUCUGAGUCAACAGGUGGUGUCAGCAAAUGCACCUUGUGCCUGAGCCAUCGCCAACACCCAACAGCUACACCAUGCGGUCAUGUAUUCUGCUGGAACUGCAUCAUGGAAUGGUGCAAUGAGAAGCCUGAAUGCCCACUCUGCCGUACUCCCAUAACUCAUUCAAGUCUGGUUUGUUUAUACCAUUCAGACUUCUAGCUCGCGAUUACAAGUACUGCUAAAGUUAACACCCAAGAAGAGAACAAAUUGAAAAAAACCCACUUGUCCUCCUGUUUUGCUCAUGCAAAGAAUUUUUGAAGUGUACCAAAGAAUAAGGAGUAGUAUGUUGAUCGCCACACCGGGAUUGUAAAUUUAGUUAUAUCCAACCAAGGGCAGGAGCUUUUCAGUUAACCAUUAUGAUAGACAAUUUCCCCCCCUCUCCUCUAAACUAAGGUGGGGGGUAUAUCUGCACAGACCAGGUGUGGCAAAUUGUAACGUACCAAUAAAGCAGUGUAUUUCCCUCACCAGUAAAUUUCAUAUAGGGUAAAUUACAAAGAUCCCUUU
Messenger RNA from Theobroma cacao (cacao), 1692 nucleotides. RefSeq names its product peroxin 10 (gene PEX10). Lineage: Eukaryota; Viridiplantae; Streptophyta; Magnoliopsida; Malvales; Malvaceae. Gene Ontology annotation, cellular component: peroxisomal membrane. Gene Ontology annotation, biological process: protein import into peroxisome matrix. The record is from RefSeq and is a predicted model, not a curated record. Gene Ontology annotation, molecular function: zinc ion binding.